Macrobrachium nipponense is the source of this 3339-nucleotide messenger RNA. RefSeq lists its product as uncharacterized. NCBI's taxonomy places the organism in Eukaryota, Metazoa, Arthropoda, Malacostraca, Decapoda, Palaemonidae. The coding region runs from base 595 to 2046 and encodes 483 amino acids. Gene Ontology annotation, molecular function: DNA-binding transcription factor activity, RNA polymerase II-specific; sequence-specific DNA binding. Gene Ontology annotation, cellular component: nucleus. The record is from RefSeq and is a predicted model, not a curated record. The transcript has 9 exons. Gene Ontology annotation, biological process: regulation of transcription by RNA polymerase II; cell differentiation.
GUAAGUUCUGAAAUGAUAAGUAACAUCAUUUCAUUUCCAAACUUAAUCAAAGAUCAUGUGUGACAUUUCUCGCUAGCAUUUCAGUUACAAACCAAAUCACUUGUAUACCUAUAACUUCCUUAAAAAGGAUGUUUGACAUUUCCCGUUAGCAUUUCAUUUACAUACAAAAUAACUAUGUGUUUAUCCUCUAUAAAAAGGAUGCUUGACAUUUCCUGCUGGAGAAGUUUACCAUCAAGUAGGGCACCAUUGCUGGUUAACUGAGCCCUUUGACAGCUUUGGCUAGUCCUCCCCGCAAAGUAGUUCCUUUUAGACUACCCGGUUUCCACCAAUGUGAAGCAUUUCUAAAUGUUUUGAGAUACUAGGGAAUCAAAAGACAACCUGCAAUAAUGCCUGUGCAGAACAGGAAUGUUUAAGAUUAGAUUUUAACUAAUCUCAGCGAAUUUAAAACUGAAGUCAUGCAAUAGUUACAAACUUACAGUGUUUGUUGAUCUGGUGUUCGUCAGCCAUUGUCGGGUGACUUCCACAUAACUUUAAACAUUUUUGGCCUCGUUACUUUCCUCCCUGUGUUGUCCAAAUUAGUCCAAUCUCCUCCGUAUGGACGGCUUAAAGGCAGAGGCAUCGGGUCCUUCCCCCUGUGGCGGGCUGAGUGCCACGUCCAACGCCAGCGGGAUGCCUCCCGUAGGAUGCGGGGAAGACGACGGGAGGCUCGGAGACGUAGGGCCUGAUCACCUCCCACAGGAUUCCCUCGCGUCCUUACAGAUGCUGUGCCGAAGGAGAGCUCCUCUAUACCCAGACAUUAAGGGAGGUCGCAGGGACGAGGACGCUAGCUAUCAGAGUUACAGAGCCGCUCUACACGACGCUCUGCACGAUCACAGACCCGGUGGUUAUGACACAGGGGCUCGGGUGAAAGACGAACCCUGGGACUCUCACGAAUACAACGGCGAGAGUUGUGGGUGGAGGUCAGUAGAGGGCGAGGGCGGAGGACCUGGAGGAGGAGGAGGAGGUGGAGGAGGGGGCGGUGUCCCUUCCCCGAGCAACCACCACCAGCAGGGGGAGACGGGGGUCACUCAGCAGAGCGUCCAGGGAGGAUCAUCAGGUUCGACCACCACCACCACCACCUCCAGCAGCAGCAACAGCAGCAGCAGCAGCAGCGGCACGCCCUACCGACGGGGCUCCCUGCAGCUGUGGCAGUUCCUCGUGGCCCUGCUGCACGACCCCGCCAACGCCUCCUGCAUCGCCUGGACCGGCAGGGGCAUGGAGUUUAAGCUCAUUGAACCUGAGGAAGUGGCCCGUCGUUGGGGAAUACAGAAGAACCGUCCGGCUAUGAACUACGACAAACUCAGUCGCUCUCUAAGGUACUAUUACGAAAAGGGGAUCAUGCAGAAAGUUGCAGGGGAGCGAUAUGUCUACAAGUUCGUCUGCGACCCCGAAGCAUUGCUGACCCUAGGCUUCGGCGUGGGCGAGGGUGGGCGCGGAGGGCGCCAGGACCACUGCAUGGGUGGGCCCGGGGGCGGGCACUACGACCGCCGGACGGGCCUGAAGAUGCUUCCACACCAUUACUACCCAAGGGCCGCCGCUGCUGCGUCCUACGCUGCCGCAUGGUCCAGCGGGGGCGCAGGGGCGGCUGCUGCGGCCCAGCAUCUCCUAGCUCCACACAUGGCGUGGUCGUCAGCCCCGCCGACGCAGUACGACCUGGCCUCCUAUUCCCAGUUUGCCAAGUUCGGAUACGACUACCUUCCCGACCACGUCACGUCCUCCUUAGCCGUUCAGAAAGAUGAACUGAAAAACAUGAACGCGAAUAUAGGCAUGAACCGCGGUGUCGACGCCGCCAGCUACUGUGAUUACUCCACGUCUCACAUUGACAAGAACCGGCAGAGCGAAGCCUUCCUGGUGCAGGCGUCGCGGCCGGUGGUCCACCCGAAUCCCGUGGGCGGGGCAGCGGAGCCCUCGGGCGUUGGCCUCGCGACGGGUGACGUGACCCAGGACCCGGUGACCCAGCUCCAAGCCUGCGCUAGGUCACACCACCUGCAUGCUUGCGUUAGAUAAGGACGAGAGGCCAAGGGGCUAAUUCAUUGGUUUAGAUAAGGAUUCAAAACAAAAAAAAUUAAGUAAUAUGGCUUUUUAGCUGAUAUGUACGAUAGGAUUUUUCUUUUUGUUUUUUUUUUUCAUGACUGCUCUUCCGUUGACUCGGUAACUACCGUAGGUGUUCUUAAGUAGUUUUUUUUUAUUUAUUGAUCUGGUCGUGUGCAUUUGUUUGAAGUCCUUGGGGUAUUAUUUUUUUUAUGUUUCCCUUUGGGUAUUUUUUUUCUUUACGCGUCCUUUCAGUGUUUGCCGUAAGUACUCUUAUGUUAGUAAGUACUAUCAUUUACUCUACAUUUAUCUACAUCUUUUAUUCAGGUACAUCUAGUCAUUGGAUUAUUUAUUUAUUUAUUUAUUUUUGGUCUUUCUCUCCACAUUUUGGUUAAUGCAAGUGUUCUUUUUUCGGCACAAGGCUUUCACUCCUAUCCUGGUGAAUUUAACAAAAAAUAAUCAUAACCAUUAACUUUUAUAUGGGUUGGCCUUAAGAGCAAGAGUCCGUGCUAGCACGAGGUAAGCUGAUUAAGUAAUGUAACAAAAUAACUCUCCGUUGUAUCCAUCAGUGCAACAAUUCGAAAAUCCCUGGAAGUGGUUUUCGUUAUCGAUACCCAAAGGAUUGAUCAUAUCAUGUCGUAUGUUUAUUUGGGGCUGUCACUAUAAGUAAUUUGUUAAUAUUUAGAGGUUAAAACAUUGCAAAUUAUUCUCCAAUGCAAUCCAGCUUGUCAAGACAUAAUAUCAAAGGUAACUUUCGUCCCCUCGCGCUCUUGUCUCCCUCCCCUCCCCAUUCCCCCGAUUAUUCACUAUUCACAUGUCAAUUUCCACAUCAAUAGAUGGUUGAAAGUAAGCGAGGAUACAGUAGCAGGAACAAUGAUAGAUGCGGAUGUGGACAAGAGGAUUCAUACAGUUACCCUUCCGUCAUCAUACCUUCUUUUGUCAGGUAGUCUCAGCAUCUCAGUUGUCUGAAAAGAGGAAAUAUUUAAAUGUGUUUUAGGUAUAAAAAUGAAUAAGUAUACAAUACAUAGGUAUAUAUGUAUAAACACAAGUAUAUAGUCCAGGCAGUCCCCGGGUAACAUUGUUUCGGACUCACGGUGCUAGGGUCACGGCCCUAUUAAUCCCGAUUUUUCGGUGCCGUUACCCCGCUUUACGGCGCCCUAACCUGGAUUUACAGCUAUUUAUUCCCAUUAUAUUAUGAUGCUUCGGGUUAUGGCAAUUUUCGGCUUACAAUGUACCACCAGUAACGGAGCCCCCGCGCUAAACUUGGGA